This is a messenger RNA of Eutrema salsugineum, 1266 nucleotides long. Its product is annotated as nuclear speckle splicing regulatory protein 1. Gene Ontology annotation, biological process: regulation of alternative mRNA splicing, via spliceosome. The record is from RefSeq and is a predicted model, not a curated record. Bases 233 to 1150 code for a protein of 305 amino acids. Lineage: Eukaryota; Viridiplantae; Streptophyta; Magnoliopsida; Brassicales; Brassicaceae. The transcript is spliced from 4 exons.
CCUCGACCAGUUUGGGAUAAAUCAGAAAAUCACACCGAGCUCUCUAUCAUCAUCUACAAUCACACCGACAAAUUAUCUGAAUCCGAUACCAAAAUCGUUUCCAGCUUCAUUUGGAUCCACCAAUUUCGCCUUGGAUUUUACUAGGGUUUGGUCUAAGCUCUAAUCUUCUGAUUUCUGAAUUCUGAAUUCGAAUUCCGCAGAAAUUUGAUUGUUCUUCGAAGGAACAUAGAAGAUGAAGAAGUACGGUCUGCAAAUCAGAGCUCCUUCCCAGAAAAAGCAACCACCACCUCGACCUGCUCCAAUAUUUAAUGAAGAUGAUGACGAUGAUGUUGAGAAGGAGAUUUCUCGGCAAGCUUCAAAGAAGAAAGCUCUAAAAGAAAUUGAGGAGCAGCACAAGAAAGCUUUGGAAGAAGACCCUUCUGCUUUUGCAUACGAUGAACUUUAUGAUGACAUGAAACAAAAGGCUGUUCUUCCACGAGCGCAAGAUCGCCAAGAGCGCAAGCCAAGAUAUAUCCAGCACUUGAUGAAAAAGGCAGAGCAGAGACAGAAAGAACACGACAUAAUUUACGAGAGAAAGCUUGCGAAAGAGAGGGAGAAAGACGAACAUCUUUUCUCAGAUAAAGAAAAGUUUGUAACUGGUGCUUAUAAAAGGAAACUCGAGGAACAAGAGAAAUGGCUGGCGGAAGAAAGAUUGCGUGAACUUCGAGAGGAGAAAGAUGAUGUUACAAAGAAGAAAGACUUGAGUGAUUUCUACUUCAACAUUGGAAAAAACGUGGCAUUUGGAGCACGAGAUAUCGAAGCUAAAGAGGCAGAGAGGCUCGAGGAACAAAGAAAGGCAGAGAAGCUGGAGGAGCUGAGAAAAGAAGAGACGAGGGAAGAGAAGAAAACUGAUUUACCAGAGAAGAAAGUGUCGCCUGAUGAAUCAGGAGAUAUUAAUGGAUCAAAUAGUAGGAAACGGAAAAGUGUGGAACCGCAAGAAGAAGCAGAGGAAGAAGCAACUGAGAAGAAGAUUGGUUCAGAUCCCACAGAAGAGAGAGAUUCAUCAAUCAAAGAGGCAGCAAAAGAAGCGCCUAAAGUCACUUACGAGCACCGGAUUGCUGCUGCUAAAGAACGGUUAAUGGCUCGGAAGAAGGCAAAGUUGGAAGAAUAGUUUGUGCAACUUUGGCCAGAUUUUUCAGUCCAACGGUUUACUUUUUUGGUGUACUUCUCUUAUGAUUGUCGAUCACUUUUUGUUUAAAAACUUUUCAAGAUAAAACUUAUUAAACG